AUGAAGCAUCGCUCUCAAGGCCAUCCAAUCAAGAUGCGUAACAGGCAACCCAACGCAAGCUCAUACCCUACGGAUCAAAUGAUUACGCUCCUGCAGAUGACCCCCGACUUUCUCGACGAUUUUACUCUCGUUGCGUCUGGACGGGGUGGCCCAGACAACGUGACUGCAGCUUGCUUGGAAUUCAGCGAUGAAGGGCAAACGAAUAUACUGCGAGUGGCUAGGAAUGAUGACGGUGGCGUUGAGGCUCUUGAAGGAGUUAGGGAUAUUCUCACAACUAUCUUCAUGGGCUCACCAAUCGAACACGAUUUAGAUCCGUUGAAACAGCAGGUUGUAGGAAAGGUUCUUUCCAGAUGCAAACGCCGCAUCAAAGAGCAAGCCAUCCGUUUGAACAACCGAAUACAAUUUGUUUAUGGAUCUGAUACCGAUCAUUACAUCCAUCCAGAGAUCAUAGCGGUGUCCUCCAGGGACGAAUCGACGCAGGAUAUGGAAUUUCUCGGUCGCUAUGGCGAUGAAACUCAUGGGCCCUACAUGCGUCUGUGCGAGGAUCGUAUGAGGCAAUUAAAGAAGCUUACAGCCGAGGUUAUUCAUCCAUCUACAACCAGUGAGCUUAAGGCGCUGAAUAACCUGGGUCAGCUGGCCUAUAGCGUCCGACGUUCAAGCAGCUUUAAGCAUUUCGUACAGGCGAAUUUGAACAGAAAAAGGGAACCAGGCAUUAGUCUACCAACUGUGUCGAAGAUCAUCGAGCGAAUAGGAAAGAUCUCCAAGUUCUAUCGAGCAGCGCUGGCUAUGACGGACUUUGUCACGAAGGCAAAAGAGCUUGGCAGAAAAAUCACUAUCGAGCCUAUCCCAACAUCGAGAAUUCAAAUUCCCGAACUGGCAAAUCGAAAAGCCGCUCAACUGCGUGCGCGGGCAGGGCACAAAUUCGGAUGGGAUGAUAAGAAUAAGUUCGGGCGCAUGCUCGAACGUUGGCCCCGCUAUCGGCAACAUGCAGAGCUACAGCUGAUUGUGUUCUACGAGGAGAAUCCUCACAUCCAUCUCUAUAGCAAAUAUAUCGGAUGUAACAAGCAAGCUUGCUACCUUUGCUUCAGCUUCAUUAAGCAUCACGCUCGAUUUGAAGUCGACGGUGGUCAUCAGUCUCUGUAUUCCUUGUGGACAGUCAAAGAUACCAUCAAUUUCAGCACGUUAGAAAGAGCACAGGCGUUCCAAUCUGCGCUGAGGAAAGUCUGUCUUGAUGUCGGAGAGAAGUUUCAGCAACUCAAAGCGGCGAAAUGGCACCGUCAUGGAUUUGCGACCGCCAAUGAGUCUGUGCCCAAUCUCUCACGGAUGUCUUUGGUACCUGCUGUGUCUAACAGCCCAGGAAUACCAGACGAGGCAGCCGCUAUCUCACAGACACACCUUACUCCUAUACAAGAAGCUCUACCUGAAGAGCAUGAAAAAACCAUAAGUCACGAUGAGCCAGCCAUGGUGGACCAGCCGAACUCAGCUGCUACUGAAAUUGCAGUUUCCCCGAAUAUCCCGUCUUUGCCAGCCACUAUUCAGACCUCAUCUCCAAUCACGACAAGCGCCGCCGAUGCCCGCAUUCCACCUCCUAACAUCCCAGCCUCACCACCGAAUACAAUUUCAGUAUCUGAUUCAUCGCCCGAUGCCCAAGGCCUGCCUGCCAAUGUUUCGAUCCGUGCUUCAGACGAACCCGUUGAGGCAUCUGAUGUCGAGAACCAGCGUCUCAAAAUCCCUGCAAUGACCCUCGAUCAUACUAAUUCGCCUCUCAUUGCAAUGAGCGCUGUAUCGUUACAGCUGCAAGGAGUUAGUACAUCGAAUGACCCUAAACUUUCCGUUCACAAGCUACCGGAGAGUACAUCUGCCGUUUCCCUACAUCGCAACCAGCAUGGAAAACAGCGACGGCGUCGCCACAGUGAUAAAACCCCGUCUGAUGGAAUGACCCAACCUCAAUAUUCAAUAAUUUCCGGUCAGCGGACCUCAGGGCAUGAGUACAACGAUUCGCUGCGCAAAUACGGACGAUCGCAACAUCGUAGGCGAAGGAAGAAUCACAGAGUGAGGUAUCAACCGCUUGAAGUAUUGAAGACAAAAGGUGGAGGCUAUCCUUCUGCGGUCGUUUCAUUUACGAAAGGUAAUGAAACUCGGAGAAGGCGUGCUCAAGAAAGACGACGUCGUGAACGACAGCCCGCCCUAAAGGAACAUGGGUGUUUACGAGGGCUAAGCAUGAUCUUUAGAAAAAUCAAGCAUUUCCUUUCCGAGCGCAAGACCAAUCUACAGCGAUAA
Bacidia gigantensis is the source of this 2280-nucleotide messenger RNA. RefSeq lists its product as uncharacterized. The record is from RefSeq and is a predicted model, not a curated record. Bases 1 to 2280 code for a protein of 759 amino acids. Lineage: Eukaryota; Fungi; Ascomycota; Lecanoromycetes; Lecanorales; Ramalinaceae. The transcript has 2 exons.